CCUUGGCGUGGAGGCGGGUUUUGCUCUGCUUGGGCUAGAUUCGAAAGUGCAUUGGUCCGGCGGCUGCAGCUGGAUCUCUGGGUAGGCACUGAGGCUGAGCCGGCCCGAAAGACCCCGGGGGAUGGGGCACCCCGAGCCGACCCUGCCCCCGGCGCCCGAGGCAGGCCACGCCAGUUACAUAAAGGGCUUAUAUAAAGGGCUCAGCCGGCGGGGCCACAUGGGCUGUAGCGAGAGGAGGUGCAAAAGAGCCAGUGGGGCCAACAGCUGCAGGUGCCCGCUCUUCACCACGGACAACAUACCUGCAGCCACGGCCCCGCCGCGGCCGCUCUGGGCGGCGAGGGCAGCCCAGUCCCCCGGGCAUCCCCAGGACGGAGGGGACCAUCAACCCUCAAGGGGGAAGAAGAGGAAAAAGGCAGCCCAGGGGCGACAGGCCUUGAACCAGGUCCCAGCCCGAAGUCCCGCUCCGCCGCGUUCCGGGGCUGGACGGAGGGAUGAAGAAAGGGGGACCCCGGCAGCGCCGUUGCUGCUCCCCCCGCAGCCCGCAGCCAUGGAAACGGGCGAGGAGGACGGUGUUCGCCGAGGGACACAAAGCGGUGAGCGGAAAAGGCGAAGCCCAGGGCUCCGGGCGCCCAGCGCAAAGCUGAGGCCGGCGGCAGCGGCCCAGGCCCAGGCCCAGGCUCAGGCCCAGGCCCAGGCCAUGGAGGCGGCCGCGGAAGAAGAGGCGGCCGCAGGCAAGGCCUACCUGGCGGCGGCGCUGAGGCGGCGGGAGGCGUCGGCGCGGCCGCGGUACAGCCUGCUGGCAGAGAUCGGGCGCGGCAGCUACGGCGUGGUGUACGAGGCGGUGGCCGGGCGCAGCGGGGCCCGGGUUGCCGUGAAGAAGAUCCGCUGCGACGCGCCCGAGAACGUGGAGCUGGCGCUGGCCGAGUUCUGGGCCCUCACCAGCCUCAAGCGGCGCCACCAGAACGUGGUGCAGUUCGAGGAGUGCGUCCUACAGCGCAACGGGUUGGCCCAGCGCAUGAGCCACGGCAACAAGAGCUCGCAGCUGUACCUGCGGCUGGUGGAGACUUCGCUCAAAGGUGAAAGGAUUCUGGGUUAUGCAGAGGAACCCUGCUAUCUCUGGUUUGUCAUGGAGUUCUGUGAAGGAGGAGAUCUGAAUCAGUAUGUGCUGUCCCGGCGGCCAGACCCAGCCACCAACCGAAGCUUCAUGCUGCAGCUUACCAGUGCCAUUGCCUUCCUACAUAAAAACCACAUCGUACACAGGGACCUCAAACCUGACAACAUUCUAAUCACUGAGAGAUCUGGGGUCCCCGUCCUUAAGGUUGCUGACUUUGGACUCAGCAAAGUCUGUGCUGGGCUAGCACCUCGAGGGAAAGAGGGCGGUCAGGACAACAAAAAUGUGAAUGUGAAUAAAUACUGGUUGUCCUCAGCCUGUGGCUCUGACUUCUACAUGGCCCCUGAGGUCUGGGAGGGGCACUACACAGCCAAGGCGGACAUCUUUGCCCUAGGCAUUAUUAUUUGGGCUAUGAUAGAGCGGAUCACGUUCAUUGACUCCGAGACCAAGAAGGAACUGCUGGGGACUUACAUCAAACAGGGGACAGAAAUUGUACCCGUAGGGGAAGCGCUGCUAGAGAACCCAAAGAUGGAGUUGCACAUCCCCCAGAAACGCAGGACUUCCAUGUCUGAGGGGAUCAAGCAGCUCUUGAAAGAUAUGUUAGCUGCUAACCCACAAGACCGACCUGAUGCCUUUGAGCUUGAAACAAGAAUGGACCAAGUCACAUGUGCUGCUUAAAAUUCAGGGCAAAGCAUCCCAGGCGUUUUUGUAACUGGGUUGACUUCGCAGGGACCCACAAUCUCUUCAGUGUGUGCAUAGAGGGAAGCAGAGGAUCAAGAAGUGGCUGGGUAGAUGCUGGGCGCUCUUGGGACAGCUGGAGCUCCGGCUAUGUGAAGCUUUUGUUUGGGGGGUGGUUGGGGUUUUUUCUGUGUGUUUGAUUUCCCCACCCCCACCCCCCACCCUCCCCUUCAAUUUUUUCUUUACCUUUUUUUGGGAAGCCAGUUGAGACUUCAGAAGAGCAAAAGCUAUUCAUUCAAUGGACAGGCACCAGUCUGUUUAAAGCCAAUUCAAUAUGGACACAGCAUAUGUGUAUUUUUUCCCCCCAAAUGGGGUGGGGGGAGGAUUUUUAGUCUAACCUUUUUUCUCCUUUCCCCCUCUGAGUCUCAGUCCUGCUUUUUUUCAAACACAGCAAUUCAUUGAGAAAAAGACCCCUUUUUCCAGCCUUUCACCAUCAAACCCAUUCAAGGCCAGAAGGACAUUUCCUAAGGGCUCAUGUAGAGCAGGGGACCCUUCUUAAAUCCUUUCCAUAGGUCAGCCAGUAAUUGUUCUGGCCCCAGGGUGAUCCUGUUGGAUAACUAGGAAAGGAAAAGAGGUACCCUAAAUGUCUUCAGAUCCAAAUGGUAUCUAAGCAUCCAGUUACUAAUUUAUUAACUCAUGGCAGAGGGUAAGAAAGACAAGAGGCAGAGAAUGUUCUGGGCCAGACCGGGAAAAAUAUGGGAGGGCUCAGAGCAAAAUUUUGGGGAGGGUGUUACCCCCUAGUCUCAUAGUAUUGUUUGGUUUCCAGGAAUCCAAACCUCAGGCCACAGCCAGGAAUUGAAUCCCCUAUUGUUGGGGGUUUUUUAUACACACUGUCUCUGUCUAUCUUUGUCUCUUUCAUUCUUACUCUUAUUCUCACUACAUUGUGAGCUUCUUGUCUCCAGAUUGAGUGGAACUAAAAGAGGGGUUUUAAAAGAGGGGAUCUUCUGUGCCCAUAUUUAUCCAUGUUUCUUCUGCCAGGGGAAUCCAGGAGAGAAACAGUUGUGCCAAAUCUUUGCUAGAAAGGCAACCAUGUUGUGGUGUUCUUGGGCUAGUCUAUCUGGUACCCCUUUUAGAAACAGCAGAAGAGCUGGGGUCCUUUCUAGAACUGGUCCAGUUGUAAAGAGUCUUGCCAGCAGCAUUAUCAUAGCACAAUGGGGACAGAUAAGUUGAGGCUAACCCAGCUGGCCAAACUCCCUUGGCUGGAUGAAUACAACCCCUAGAGCUUGGCUGGUAGUCGUCCUCCUAUGCCUUGUUCCCUGUAGAUGGUGGUGUAAAGUGAAGUUUCCACUAGGGACCCCAUCCCAAAAGUUGGGGGUAUUUUCCAUAGGAUUCUACUUGCUCUCUACAGAAGGAAAGGCUCUACGUAACUAGAGAAGCCCAUUUGGUAGCCCUUUUCAGGCCUAAAGACCUUUAACCAGUUCAUUACCUUCAAAAUUGCCAAAUUCUUGACUUCUUUUGAACACACUCUUUUUCUCCCCACUCUAAUGUACUUGCUCUCCUGCUAGGGUAAAUUCCCCCAUAAAAUCCCUCCUCAGUAUGAUCAAAGGCUGAGGUCAGGUUUUUUGAACAUCCAUCCUCAUCAUUCUUCUCCACCUCAUUGACAAAGGCAUUAUUUACCCAUUUAUUGCCAGAAUGGGAAGGGCAUUAAGAGUGUUAAAAGAAAAAGACUUUUUCCCCCUUACUUCUACCUAAGCCAGGGAAGAUUGGCCAGGGAUGAAGAGAGAGAAUUGACAGGAACAAGAAAAAGAAAUUUUUACUAUUUCUACAUCUCCAUUGGUAUGGCAGGUUCCCUCUGGCCAACACACCUAACUUGGGACUUUAUUUUUUAUAUCUGUACAAUUUAAAAAUAUCUCUUAUCCCAGUUUCUCCUGCUAGGAUUCCUCUAGUUUUCGAAUACUGAGACAUACUCUCUACCUGCUAUGGACAGUUAGCUUGACUCAGCAGCCCCCUGUUCCAAAGAAGUCAAUUGGGCCUCUCUCCUGUUUGGGCUUCCAUAAGGUAUCUCAUUUGUUCUAAGUGUAACUCAGUUUCUCUUUCCAACUUCUUAAGUAGAUAACUGCUGAGAUCAGUAUGGACACUGCUCUUGAAAAUCUGAUCUGGGAGAAAUCCUAAGUACGGUGAAGGCUGCUUCUCUUCCCUUAACCCUCUUUUCCCAUGGGGCCAACUUGUCUUGUCAUUCAUUACUGAAUGGUGGAAAAUAGUCCCAAAUUUCAGUGCCACAAAUUCCCCCUUGUUUGCCCUCACUGCACAGGAAUCCCUAAUGAGGGUUCAAGUGUUAAUUUGUUUUAUUUAAAGGUAGGAUGGAGUUUGGGAUUUUUAUUUUUUCUUCCGCUCAUCAUCUCUUCUCUAGUUCUGUUUGAAGAUUGUUUUAGAUCACCUGCCUCUCCUGAUCUAGACCUCUUCUCAGUUCCCCAGAAACCCCCAUUCUUCCAGGAGGUCCCAGAGCACCAUCUCAGACAUUCUAGUUUACACGUGGCAAAUAGUGUUAGGUAGGCAGCACUUGCUACCAGGAGUUGAGGUUCUUCACUCCUUGGCCUCCUAGCAUUUGGAGUUAGCCUUGGCCCAUUGAUGUGAUCCUAACCUCAGCCAGGACUGGCCUGAUCCUGUUAGUUCCAAGUGUCUGCCUUCCACUUGUCUCCCACUUGAUCCCAGGACUCUUAUCUAGAAACCACAACAAGAAGGUGCCAGGCUGAGUGUUUCCUGUAUUCUCCUCUGCCUAUAAUCAGAAAGGCAAGGUGUCUAAGGGCCUGGUCUAGGUUCAGUAGGCAGUUUGUAGCAUGGCACAAUUAGGUAGCUCUGGAAGCAAGUAAUGAUAUUUAUUCCCCCUUACCAUGCCCCUUCCAUAUUACUCUUGUUAUUCUCUAUUCCUUUCAUUCCCUUGCCAGUGUCCUGUACCUGAUAGUGGCAUUGCUCAAUUCUGAUGAUUCAGCACUGCCAGUCUCAUCCUAGACCAAGAAGUAAAGCCUUUCCAGGAUUUCAGGAGCAAUAGAUAUUCUUGCUUGGCUUUUUGCUUCCAAUGCAGCCUCCCAAUACUCUUUCCACCCCAUCACCCCCAAUAUCUGUUUUGGAAAACUGGUAGCAUUACUUUCCCAGAAAUCUGUAAAAUGAAAUUCACCCUCUGAAGAAUAAAGAAUCAGAAAGGGCAGUCCAUCUAAGAAGGCCUAAGCCUGCUUGUUUUCCCUGUGGAAAAAGCAGGUAGACCUUCAAAGCAAAAUCUGUUUUUCCUAAGGCCAGAGGAUCCCUGAGACAGACCAUAGUGCCUUAUACUGGAAACUUCCAGCCCCACAAAGUAUGUCACACUUUUGUCUUCUCUCCUUCCCCUCCCUUGUCUAUUUAUCAGCUCCCUUUUUUCCUCCACUCAGCUUUCUUUCUCACCUCCUCCCUCUUGGUGUCUGUGGACACUUUUUAUUCCUGUGGGCCCCUCCCAGGAUCAGACUUUUCUGGUGUUCUUGGUUCUUUGAACUGUUAAGGAAAGGCUUCUAUCCUGGGCAUAAGUAACUGUAUGAAAUUCUCAUGUUAGUGGGAAGACCAGGCUUUUGCCCUGUGACCCACUUCAUCUUUUCCCACACCUUCCUGAGGUUGUUGUCUACCCUCUUAGAGGAACAGGGACAGGGGGCUCCAUUUGGAUUCCUUUGCAGUAAGACUUGUUUGUAGACAGGCCAUACUGUUCUCUUAUCCCUGCCUCCUCCCCAUCAUUCUCUUUGCUGAUAGUGCUGCUGGCUAAGAUUCCUUACCGGGGCACAUCCUCACUGCUGAUGUGAGCUGGGAAAAUGUCAACAGGCAGGAAUGUAGGAUGAGCCCAGUGGAGCAGGCUGGAGUUUAGGAGUCAUCAGACCAGGCUUAUGUAGCACCCACUGACAGAAAUCAUGAGCCUGGUCAGAUCAACUCAGUCACCCACUUUGGGGCAUUGGAGACAAAGCUCUGGCUCUCAAUGACCUGGGAGCCAUCCCUACUUCAUUGGCCCCUUCCUCCCAGCCCCAUAGUUGAGCAUGUGUCUUCCUCUCCACCAUACCCUGCCUCAUGUCCAGAGCUGAUUUUGCAAAGUCUCUCCUCAAAGGAAUAUGAUUCCCAAGGGGGUUAGGAGUGUAUGGAAUUGUUUACUUUUGAAAUGUCCUGUUUACAGUAGGGAGGGGCCAAACUCUAGGGUCAUCGGGUUGGGACUUCCAAAGCACAAGGAGUUCAAGUGCUUAUUGAACACCUAGUAUCCUUUGUGAUGCGGCCAACAGCUCUAGCUGCAACGCCACCAGGAGGGCUUGUCAGAUUCCUGCCCCUCUCCUUAUCUCCUGUUUUCAAAAUGCAGAGGUGCUAGGACUAACAGGCCAAUAGUCCCCUUCCCAGGUCUUCCUGCCUGUUUUGUGUCUCCCUCCUUUCAGGAUUUUCAGUUCCUUAACAUAUCAGAUGUCUCCUUGAACCAGAGUGCUUGGAGCAAUAAGUUUGUUUUUGUUUUGUUUUGUUUGUUUUUAAGUAAAAGGAGGAAGUGAUGUCCCUAUGGAUUCUGUUCCUCAAUUCUGUUUUGUUUUACUUUUGAAGUCUCAAGAAGGCAGGAUCUAGUCUGGGUUUAAGCCUGCCUAGUACCAGAAAUGGGCACAAACACCAUACCUCGCCCCUCCUUCAGGCAAGCAAAUCCCCAGGCUAAGAGAGCAGGGAAUACUGCUGAUCUGGUUUUUGGGCCUCUUUACUGCACACUGCCAACUCAGCUCACCAGCCUGGCCUGGGGAAUGUGCCUUGCCUGCCAUUAGCCAAAUUUACACCCCACCCCCCCCCAGAUUCAUGCAUGCUGGGGUCCCAUUUGCCAUUGUUUGCCCAGCUUCUCUUUUCCAGGCUUCUGGACCAGGACCAGAUUCCUGAUUAUUUGACCUUCCUUUCCCAUGCUUCCUUAUGUUAAUGAAGUUUAACCAUCUUGCAAAUGGGAAUCCUUAAAGCUCCAGGCUUUGGGCAUCUGAUUGAUCUGGAUGGACAGUGUUGGUAAGGUAGACAGACCACUGGCACUUGGAAACCAUAGCACUGAAUUAAUGAUAAUGCCUCUGAUCUUGCCAUGCCCAGGGAUUUGGUUAAAGGGUUGACUCUUGAUGUUGAUGCUUGAUUUUGCCUAUUAACAGCCCCAUAGCCUGGCCAUAAGCGUGAAGGAAGAGCAACCCUUCUUCAUACUCAGAAGAAUAAAUUAGCUAAGUCUUCAUGUGCACAGACAUCAAAAGCAAUAAACUUCUCGCUGGCAAGCCCCUUUGCAUUAACCCAGUAGAUCUUGGUACCAUUGUGAUAUCAAGGCUUUUAGCUAAUUCCCUUAGAGCUGAGACUCCAGCCUGGGUUUUGUCACCUGAAUUACCCUGCCUUGUCCCCACCCCCAUAAUUCCACUCAAACACUUAGAGCCCCAGCCAGGAGAGGAGGAACCCCUGGGGUAGCCUCAACCAUCCUCUGCAAAGUUGCCCUACUGGCAGCUCUGGGCCUGGAGCUUCCACAGCACUUUGAACCCCCAGCACCCUUUCCCAGGCCACAAGUGGGAGCAAGUAAGCCUCAUGUAGAAAAUGGAAAAAGCAGGUGGCCAUGUAGUCAGGGGAGAGCAAGAGGGAAAAGUCAUCUUCACCGCCCAACUCCUUUCCUAAAGGGCUACUGGUUAGAUAGGACCAGAUGGCUUCUUUGACUUGGUGGGCAGGGCAGAGGCAGGAGGGAGUGAGGGAGAGGCUUAAACCCAGGCUCAAAGUUAGUUUAAAAUAUUAGUUAAUCUAUUUUUCUGGGGUUUUUGUUUGGGUGUUUUUUUUUUUUUUGCACAGAAGCUGGUAAUCUAGGACCUACGUGUGAACAACUUUAUAUAAAUAUUUUUUUGUACUCAGUUUACUUGGGUUGGAUUGAAACCUUGUAUUUAAGUUCCUCGAACACUGUGGAUCCCCUGAUGUGUAUGAAUGGCAGACACUUUGUAAAUUAAAGAGACGUUUGUGUGAAUAAAGCUAUUUGAUGGGGUUGAAGAA
Messenger RNA from Monodelphis domestica (gray short-tailed opossum), 7813 nucleotides. It is a transcript of the gene STK35, whose product is annotated as serine/threonine kinase 35. Gene Ontology annotation, cellular component: nucleus; cytoplasm. The record is from RefSeq and is a predicted model, not a curated record. Gene Ontology annotation, biological process: negative regulation of G2/MI transition of meiotic cell cycle; protein phosphorylation. Gene Ontology annotation, molecular function: protein kinase activity; ATP binding. NCBI's taxonomy places the organism in Eukaryota, Metazoa, Chordata, Mammalia, Didelphimorphia, Didelphidae.